This is a messenger RNA of Tarenaya hassleriana, 630 nucleotides long. RefSeq lists its product as uncharacterized. NCBI's taxonomy places the organism in Eukaryota, Viridiplantae, Streptophyta, Magnoliopsida, Brassicales, Cleomaceae. Gene Ontology annotation, molecular function: proton transmembrane transporter activity. The coding region runs from base 166 to 534 and encodes 122 amino acids. The record is from RefSeq and is a predicted model, not a curated record. Gene Ontology annotation, biological process: proton motive force-driven ATP synthesis. The transcript is spliced from 3 exons.
CAUGCUUGCUGAUCACGCUCGGGAAGGCUGAGGUUAAAAAACAAAAACUCAUCUCCUUCACCCUCUGCGCCGUCGUUGGUCCGCCGGUGUCGCUUCUUUUCCGAUUAGACUCCGCGACGAGCACGCCGGAAAUAUUUUUCUGCAGUCAAAGUUUUGGUUCCCGUCAUGGCGUCGAAGUUGGUACAGCUUCAAGCAAAGGCAUGCCAGGCUUCGAAGUUUGUGGCAACGCAUGGGACUUCCUACUACAAGCAGCUGUUGGAGCAGAACAAGCAAUAUAUUCAGGAGCCUGCUACCGUAGAGAAAUGCAACGAUUUGUCUAAGCAAUUGCUUUACACCCGUCUUGCUAGCAUUCCCGGGCAGUACGAGACAUUCUGGAAGGAAUUAGACCAGGUGAAGAGCUUGUGGAAGAACAGAGGGGACUUGAAGGUGGAAGAUGCAGGGAUCGCUGCAUUGUUUGGACUCGAAUGCUUCGCUUGGUUUUGUGCAGGUGAAAUCGUCGGCAGGGGAUUCACCUUCACCGGCUACUACCCUUGAAGAAGAGGUACAGUCUCUCCGAGAAUUCCACCUUUGUGUCAAGCCCUUCUGUUUCAAUUCACAGCUACUACUCUCUCCCUCUCUCUCGGAUCGAUU